Gavia stellata (red-throated loon) is the source of this 1086-nucleotide messenger RNA. It is a transcript of the gene FAM181B, whose product is annotated as family with sequence similarity 181 member B. The coding region runs from base 16 to 1086 and encodes 356 amino acids. The record is from RefSeq and is a predicted model, not a curated record. NCBI's taxonomy places the organism in Eukaryota, Metazoa, Chordata, Aves, Gaviiformes, Gaviidae. The transcript has a single exon.
GCCCCGCCGCCGGCCAUGGCCGUGCCAGCCGCGCUGCUCAGCCCGCACCACCUCCUCUCCUUCUGCUUCCCCGCCGCCGGCGGCCUCCUGGGCUAUGCCGACCUGGAGAAGGGCUACGAGGGCGGCGGCGGGGGCGACGCGGGGGACUUUAAGGAAGCCACCAGGGACCUGCUGAGCUUCAUCGACUCGGCCUCCAGCAACAUCAAGCUGGCGCUGGACAAGCCGGUGAAGUCCAAGCGGAAGGUGAACCACAGGAAGUACCUGCAGAAGCAGAUCAAGCGCUGCACCGGCAUCAUCGCCGCCGCCCCGCCGCCCGCCCCGCCGCCGCCCGCCGCCGCCUGCCCGCCCGCCGCCUGCCCCGCCAAGCCCCCGCCGCGCCGGGAGGCCUCGCAGGCGGCCAGCAGCCUCCAGAGCAAGAGCCUGGCGGCGCUCUUCGGCUCCCUGCAGCAGGGCCCAGGGGCGGCGGGCGGCGGAGAAGCGGCGGGCGGCGGCGGGGCGGCGGGCGGCGGCGGGGCGGCGGGCGGCCCGCGGAAGGUGCCGCUGCGGGACCGCAACCUGCCGCCCUCCUUCUUCACCGAGCCGGCGCUGCCCGCCGCCGCCCGCGGGCCGCCGCCGGGCGCCAAGGAGCUGGAGAAGGGCGGCGGCGGAAGCGGCGCGGAGGCCACCGAGUUCUUCGAGCUGCUGGGCCCCGAGUACGGCGCGCUGCUGCCCGAGCACGCCGCCCCGCCGGACGCCUUCCCCGGCGGCACCGCGCGCCUGCCCGCCGAGCUGGGCCUGGAGCACGGCCUCUACGAAGCGCCGCUGCCGCUGCCCGCCGCCCACCACCCGCUGCUGGGCGGGCUGCUCUACCCCGAGCCGCCCUGGAGCCCGGCCGGGCCCUGCAGCCCGCCCAAGAAGGCGCCCGCCGAGGCGCUGCGCCCGCUCUACGCCGGCGGCGCGGAGCCGGCCCCCGGCGGCGGGGAGGAGCCCGGCGGGCCCCUGCCGGCGGGGUUCGCCCCCUUCUUCCCCGAGUGCGCGCUGCCCCCGCCGCAGGGGCCCUACGACUACGGCGGCGGCUACCACCGCGCCGCCUACUCCGGCCUGUAG